Messenger RNA from Seminavis robusta, 1069 nucleotides. NCBI's taxonomy places the organism in Eukaryota, Bacillariophyta, Bacillariophyceae, Naviculales, Naviculaceae. The record is from the annotation of a GenBank genome assembly.
UGUUGACCUACUUUGACACGAACCCAAGAAGAUCGCGUACUAGUACAUGUUCCGUCACCCAACCUACCGUAUCCACCCCAACGACAUUAUUAGCUGCGUAGUCUCAUAAAAGAAAUCGAGACUCUUUUUAAAAACACACUACCCAACAACACACCAUGCCAUUCCACAAAGAAUAUGCUGAUGGAUCUCCAAGACCCCUCUGUCGAGGAUGGUUGCAUGGAAUGGGUGCUCUGACCUCUGUCCCACUUGUCUACACACAUUGGAAUGACCUCCCAACACCCACUGUCCCUGCCCUUGUCGCUCUAUGCUGCUUGUUUGUGUUUUCCAGUUUGAUACACCUGGUUCCAUGGAAGUCAGUGGCAUUGGAGGAAAUCAUCACCCGAGUGGACAAGUCUUGCAGCCUGGCUCUUUGUGCAGCUUCAUUCAUGGCACCCCAACUGCUCGAGAGUGAGGCAUGCAAGCCCGAUUUUCUUUACUCCCUUUUAACAGUGGCAUUCCCCGUGGGGGUGGCAUUUGUUGGAAUCCUUUGUGGCAUUGGUCCAAUUGCCUUCACAAGCUUUCUCUUUCCCUUUGCCUCCACCAUUUGGUUCUACGGAUUGCAUGUAGAUGACUCACAGUUCUUCUAUGGUUCUGUGGGCUGCCUUGUUCUCUAUGGACUGGGAUUCUACCUUUAUGCAAACCAAGCAGGUGGACAUCAUCCCUUUUGGGGAUACCACGAAUGGUUCCAUUUGUUUGUCACCAUGGGCUUUGCAGUGAACACCAGAGCAGUCUUUGCAUUGAGUGACUACACUGAUGAAAUCUGCAGUGCUGGAAGCACAGUUGCAGACUCUGUGGGUCUGUUUGACGAUCUGUUGUGGUUGGGCAUUCAAUGAGAUGUUUGGUUACAGAAGAACAAAACCAUUGCGCCUGGGAAUAACUAGAAUAGAAUGGGGGCCACCAGAGAAACUGAAUUGUUUGGACGAGGAGGAAAGCUUUCAAGCCACGGCUACUGACUUUCUCAACAAAAGAUCUCCUCAGUCCAGCAACUCAUCUUUCGACUGGUUGAAUAAACGUAAUUUGAGUUUUGAAA